Molecule: messenger RNA, 2506 nt
Organism: Pangasianodon hypophthalmus (striped catfish)
Lineage: Eukaryota; Metazoa; Chordata; Actinopteri; Siluriformes; Pangasiidae
Gene: thbd
Product: thrombomodulin
Exons: 1
Coding region: 374-1996 (540 amino acids)
Biological process (GO): cell migration
Cellular component (GO): membrane; external side of plasma membrane; extracellular matrix
Molecular function (GO): transmembrane signaling receptor activity; extracellular matrix binding; calcium ion binding
Source: RefSeq, a predicted model, not a curated record
GGGUCUCUGUUACAAGUUCUUUGCGUUCAUGUUUAUUUCUGGAUUCACUUGUUCUGGAGUCACAGCAGCUCUCCAGACUCAGUCACUUCUGUAUGUUGCAGCUGAUAGUGAGAUGAAUGUAGUGUGAUGUUGUGAUGUUGUGUAGCUGCUGCAUGGAGAGAAGAAGCGCGCGACGGACCGGGAGCAGCGCCAGCAAAAAACCGACUUCCCCCCAGUUCCUCAGACCUCACAGCUGCUAUAAAGGCAGCACAAGAAACAUCGAAGCUGGAGUAACAAGUCCUACUGUUGGUCAGAAACGGCAGGAAAAGAAAAAGAAAAAAAGCUCCAGGCUCUGUUUACCUACAGGACAGCACUGCUCCACUGCUCCACAGGGAUGAAGGCUUUUCUAGGAGUGGUCAUGGCGCUUGUACUUGUGAGAGCGCAGGGCACGAAGCCGAACCACGGCAACUGCGCGGAGCAGUACUGCAUUACUGUACACACAGAGCUGGUGGAUUUUAAUUCAGCACAAAAGUCCUGUAAGGAUAAAGGAGGCCAUUUAAUGACUGUACGAACAAUAGCAGUAAGCAACGUCAUUGCAGAUCUGCUAACUGGACACACUGGAAACUUCUGGAUUGGUUUAAGGUACAUGAGUGAGUCCUGCGCAGGAUCAAGCCUUGAUCUGAAAGGAUACACAUGGAUAACUGGAGAUGAAGCAACCAAUUUCACAAACUGGAAGAACCAUGAAAGCAUCUGCUCUCAGAGAUGUGUGUCACUAUCUAGAGAUGAUCCAGAAUGGACCGAAAGACACUGUAAUCAUGUGAUUGAAGGAUAUUUGUGUGAGUACAAUAACACUAAUAAGUGCCCGCGACUUACAUCCGAGUCGUCAUUUCUGUACGAAACUCCUUUUGGAUUUGCCGGAGAGGAUCUACAAGAAGUGCCCAAUGCCAGCAAUGCAACACACCAACAUCUGGGAACAAAAUACAUCUGUUUUGAUGGCUAUUGGCGUAAAGCACCUUGGAAUUGUGAAGUUUAUAAAGGAGGUUGUGAGCACGACUGCCACAGGUGGAAUGAUACGUUUAUUUGCACCUGCCUUCCAGGCUAUAAGCUUGAAAGUAAUGCGGUCCGCUGUAGCAAGGUACACAGUGACCCAUGUCUGCAGGCAAAUUGUUCUCAAGAAUGUGUAGUGAAGGGAAAUAAUCAUGUUUGUCAGUGUCAUAAUGGAUAUGAACUUGCGGAGGACGGAAAGACCUGCAAGGAUAUUGACAACUGUGAUGAUAAAAGUCUGUGUCCAGGAGAAAAUUCCUACUGCGUCAACACUGCUGGUGGCUUCAAGUGCCACUGUAAGAACGGCUUUACGAAGGAAAAGGACACAUGUGAAGAUGAUGACGAAUGUUUUUUUGGACCGUGUGAACACACGUGCAAUAACACCAUAGGUAGUUAUCAGUGUGAAUGCUCCGAGGGAUACAGAGUGUCCUCAGAGGACAGACACAAAUGUACACUUUAUUGUCCACAGUGGGAAUGUCCGGCUGUAGCCUGUGACAUUAACAAACCUUUUCAGUGCUCCUGCCCAGUGGGCUUCGUUCUAGAAGAACGGCAAAGUGAUUAUUUUUGCAUUGAUAUAGACGAGUGUGAAGCAUCAAGUUGUGACCAAAAUUGCACAAAUACUCCUGGGAGUUAUAUCUGUUCUUGUUAUGAAGGAUUUCAUCUCAGUGGUAAUACCAAAUGUAUUAAGACAGAAGGAUUAAGCACAACAGAAUCUGUUAGCAUCUCUACACCUACAAGCAGGUCUCCCCCAAUCGAUACAGCGUCGUUCUUCUCAGCUGGAGGACUUCUUGGAAUAAUUGUGUCCCUUGUCGUGGUAAUUCUGCUGAUGGUCUGUGUCAUUCAUCACAGUAUGAAGCGCUGUGGGAAAAUUACUACAGACAAAGGCCGCAGCAAAGAUGUGCAUGCUUUGGAGCAAGUCACUACAGAAAAAUAUGUCAAAAAACGAUCUAUCACAAACGUUAAUUACAGUUAAAUUUAAAAUGAGGAAUUAUAUGCUUUAUACGAAUAAGUUUUAUACGAAUAAGUUUUAUACAAAUAAGUUUUAUACGAAUACUUAUAGAGUUAGAGUUAGCCACAGUUAGGAAUUUCAGAAAUAUACUAGGACUUUCUUAAAUAUUUUUUAAGACAAAAAUAAAUGGAAAAGGGAAUCUGCAGAAAUUAAUAGACAAAGCCCUGAAUGUAGUAUCUGCUCAGUCAUUAACACACACACACACACACACACACACACACACACACAUGUACACACAGAAGCAUUUAAAGACUCUAAUUGUUUUGUUUAUUUAUUAUAAGUAAGCUAUGCAAAUAUUCAGCUGUGACUUGUGAUGCAAACAUUUAUAUUUUAAAAUGCUUAUACAUAUGAAUAUGGAAUACACACAGAGCAAAGACUAGAGGGAUAGUUAUGUAAUAUUUAUUUAUAAAUACAGACUUUUAAGGAAAUACUCAUUAAAAAAUGUAAUAAACUUUUGUUUUAUAUCCAUCCUAA